AUGGGCUGCUGCUCCGCCAGAUGCAUGCUGGUCCUCCUGUGCUGUCUGCAGCUGAUGACAGCUGUGGAGAGGCAGGUGUUCGACUUCCUCGGUUACCAGUGGGCUCCCAUCAUGAUCAACUUCUUCCACAUCAUCGUGGUCAUCCUGGGCCUGUUCGGCACCGUCCAGUACAGACCUCGAUACGUUAUCGUGUACCUGCUCUGGACGUUGUUGUGGGUCGGCUGGAAUGUCUUUGUGAGCUGCCUCUACUUGGAUCUGGGAGGACUUUCAAAGGACAGUGACAUCCUGACCCUCAGUGUGUCGUCACAUCGCUCCUGGUGGAAGGACAACGGGCCGGGGUGCGAGCGCCAGGGCCUUCCCUCCGCCGGGUGGGACAAUCAGCAGAACCCUGAGCUGACCACGGUGCUGAGCUGCUGGCUGGAGUACCAGUACAUAGAGAUCCUGCACUGCAUCGUCCAGCUGCUCAUAUCACUCCUGGGAUUUGUUUAUGGCUGCUAUGUCGUCAGCACUUUUUCAGAAGAGGAAGACAGUUUUAAUUUCAAUGCUGAUUUUCAUCAUCCAUCCAAACCCCCUCACUUGUUCUUCUAG
This is a messenger RNA of Limanda limanda (common dab), 588 nucleotides long. RefSeq names its product sodium/potassium-transporting ATPase subunit beta-1-interacting protein 3-like. Gene Ontology annotation, biological process: regulation of sodium ion transport. The coding region runs from base 1 to 588 and encodes 195 amino acids. Lineage: Eukaryota; Metazoa; Chordata; Actinopteri; Pleuronectiformes; Pleuronectidae. The record is from RefSeq and is a predicted model, not a curated record. The transcript has 6 exons.